Oncorhynchus tshawytscha (Chinook salmon) is the source of this 2604-nucleotide messenger RNA. RefSeq lists its product as uncharacterized. Bases 130 to 1908 code for a protein of 592 amino acids. The transcript has 3 exons. Gene Ontology annotation, biological process: positive regulation of cell size; positive regulation of translation. The record is from RefSeq and is a predicted model, not a curated record. Lineage: Eukaryota; Metazoa; Chordata; Actinopteri; Salmoniformes; Salmonidae.
AGGAAAAGAGCGGGAGAGGGAGAAGUCAAUGAGAAAAACAUUCCAUGUGAAUGUCAAGGGUGGGAAGCUGGAGGGACAAAGCUAAUUCUUUAAGGAGUCUUCCUCUGUGGCUGCUGGACUGCUUCCGUCAUGUUCUCAGACACCAGAGCGCCUGGGGAGCACAGAGGCUUUCAGCACAGCAACCCUCAUCUCAACCUCUGGCUCCACAAUAGAUUCAGGGCCCAUCACAGUGACAUGGGACUCAAUGUGCAGCGCAGGCGGACUGAUGCCAACCUUACCUAUCCCAACAGAGCCAAAGAGGUAGGCUUUAAAUCACAAGAGGUUAUCAACAAUAUACAUGGGAAAGAAAGGAUGGGUCCCCAUUUGAAUGGACUGGGAUUGGAGGAGCUAGAUUUAAGAAGCCAAGUUGGCAGUCCUUCCAGGUGGAGCCAGGUUCCGUCUCCAGAGCCAGGCCUGAGACACAGCGCAUCUGUCAGGAACCACUACACAGAACGCUCCUUUGUUUGGAACCACCGCCAGACGUUACCACACCCCUCAGUCAGGAACUACGUUACGGCCCCCGCUCCACCAACACAGUUCAAAUGUCAAGACUGCUGUAAAGUGCCUGUUUGUUUGGAGGACCAGCUUUGGGGUUACCCCAGACAGACCUGUCAGAGAAACCUUCAUAAAUCCAGCUGGGUGGAUUCAACCACAGCCACACAGGGCUUACCCAGACACCAGAGUUUCGGUUCUACCUUGAGUUCCACCCCAAAAAAAGUCAGAAACAUCCAGAGAGACUUGACUAGACCAGUAGGCGGACCAGAGACCAGAAGAGACCAGAAAUACUUGACUAAACCUGUGGAGGGUUACAAUGGACCCAGCUCUCUGCAUGAGGUCAUAUUCUCUACAGAGGUUCCUCAGAGAAAUAUGGGAGGUCCCACUCUCCGACCCCAGCAGAGCCCCAGUAAGCCCUGUCCCACCCCAGAGGAUGUCCAGACCAGGCCCGCCAGCGGCCACCAUGGCUCCAGGAGAGGGCCAGGGCUGACUGGGUCGAAGAGGAGCCACCGGAAGGUGGUCCGGGAUCAGAUCCGGAGAGUGGUGGAGAACCUGGAGGAGGUUCUAGGAGGCCUGAAGGACAUCCAUCAGGAGAUGAAGGAGGUGGUGCAGCAGAUUGAGCUGCUGACCUCGUCCAUUGACCUGAGUGAAGGAGAAGCCAGCCCCAGCCUGCCCAGCGACAGUAGCUCCACCUCCAGUGGAGUCACGAUGGGCAGUAGCCAUCAGAGGCCCAGAGGCCCAGGGGGUGAGGAGGCCAGGCAGGGGGACGCAGCUCUGUCCUCCCUCAUCAGGACUAACUCACCCCAGCGUCACAACCCUGCCUCCAGCCCGGUCCGCCUUCCCCACCAACUUGCUCCCAGGCCUCACAGGAGUAGCCCUGUUCGCCCUCCCACCUCUGGUCUGUCCCCCAUCAGUACCAACCCACCUCACCCCAACACCCAUGAUCCCUCAGUCAAGAGCAAGAGUUUACAUUACCCCCUCAACCAUGCCUCUAACUCUGCUCUCUUUCACAUCCUUGGACUUCCCCCUCAUGAAAUAAGUUCCCUUCCUCACCCCUCUGCUCUCGGUCCUUCUGUCACCUUAGAAACCCAAACAGGGUCACCCAUGAGGUCACCUCUCCCUGUCAGCCCACCCAGAGCCCGUAAGACCCAGACCAUGGUGGAGGGAGUGAGGACAACAUCUGCUAGAUCGCUGGGGCUAACGCAGGGCCAGACAGUCCCACACGGCCCAGGGAGAGUUCCAGGGCCCAAGGGCCGCAAGCCGCCUCCUUACCCGCACGAUGGGCACUUUGAUCGGGGGGCAAGUAAAGGCAAGGACCCCAAGAAGGCUCCCCCGUAUCCUGUGAAGAGAAAACUGCUCUCGACCACGGUGUGAGAGGGAGGUGGUUGGAUUAAUGGAGCAACUACCACAGAGCUGAGGGAGCAGAGGGUGAUUUAAGGCUCGCCAACUUGAGCAGAGCCCACGUUUCCAAGGUGAUGAGAGGUGUCUCAGGGGGACAGUGCCGUCAGGAGGAGAGGUUGAACGGUUCUGUUCUGACGACAGCAUCUGUCUGAGGCUUUGUCCUUGCGAGGGAGGAUGGUCAAGAGGCCUGUGGGAGAGCAGUGUAUGUGCGGCGAUGUACAAAGCCUCCUCGCCUGACAGACUCCUCAGAACAGUGUUUCCCUGUAUGGUGUUUUGGUAAACACUGGUGGGUUGCCAUUGAUUUGUGUGAAGAUGUGGCAAUAAACUGCAUCAUGACUAACAACAGUCUAGUUUACAUAGUAGAUCAGAGGGAGAUAUAAAAAAACUUAUGGUGGGACAGACACAGCACAGACCGGUUUAGGAACCACUGCCUUUUAGAACUGUGUGCAACUUACAUGUGAUGUGACACUAGUCUGAGAGUUGUUUGUACUCUGAACACAGCAGCAUUCACUUGGGAGAAGAAUACAUGGUUAGAUCUGAAUGCAACAUGGGUAACAAUGUACUCUCUGACUGCAAUAUAAUGUUCUCUCAAAUACCUACAGUAGCAGUCAAAAGUUUGGACACACCUACUCAUUCAAGGUUUUUCUUUAUUUGGACUAUUUUCUACAU